Molecule: messenger RNA, 2106 nt
Organism: Kluyveromyces marxianus DMKU3-1042
Lineage: Eukaryota; Fungi; Ascomycota; Saccharomycetes; Saccharomycetales; Saccharomycetaceae
Gene: VHS3
Product: phosphopantothenoylcysteine decarboxylase complex subunit VHS3
Exons: 1
Coding region: 1-2106 (701 amino acids)
Biological process (GO): coenzyme A biosynthetic process
Cellular component (GO): phosphopantothenoylcysteine decarboxylase complex
Molecular function (GO): phosphopantothenoylcysteine decarboxylase activity; FMN binding
Source: RefSeq, a predicted model, not a curated record
AUGAGUCCAGUUACUCCGCAUCCAACGGAAGAACAGCAGCCAUCGUUAGUGUCGCCUAGAUUUACGAAUCUGGGAGAACGGAGGAAUACAGAAAUGCUCAAUACGGGAGGGUCUCCGCAGUCAGUUGCGAUAGGCUCUCAAGCGACAUCUCCAGUUAACAAACCUGCAAGUCCUCCGGUAAGCAUAACGAAGUCUAUUAUGAACGCCAGCGGUACUUCAGGUGCGGUAAUAAGCAAUACUCCUGCGUCUGGUUUGAAAAGGGUGCCCACUGUGACGUUUACGGAUGCGAAACAUGCUAUUCUCAAGCAACAGGCUACUGCAGAACAAACGUCUGCGCUGUUGAACAGCCUGAAUAACCAGGGUAGCAAGAAGGCGGCGCAUUCUCCGCCAGGGUCGGACAAGGCGAGCUCGCCCCCUCCAAUGGAGCUUUAUGCUAAUAGCAACAAGCAUUCACAGCAGCAUAUGGCAGCAGCAGCGUUUGCGGCAGCGACGGCGGCAGCCGAUGCUGCCAGGCAAAAGGGCCAGUCGGGUGUAAGUACAGGAGGAUUAGGCGAUGCCAGGCUUCCAGAAGACGCAAGAGCAAGGAAAAACAUCGUUAGUAAUGGGGAGCGUGGGCCAGCAGCAGAGGGCGAGACAGUGGUGACGCCAGUAGAAGCCUCCGAUGUUAGGGAAGGCGUGGAAAAGAUGAACAUUGGCACUCCAAAGCACGAUAGCGAGCAGCACCCUCACUUUGUAGUGAAUGACGAACUACACUCUCCUAAAUUUAAGGCAAGAUCGAGAUCGAAUAGCGUGUCUCCGAUGCCGACUGUUGCUGCCCAAGGGAACCAGGCACCCCAGUUCAAACUCAACGAGACGUCAAUCCCAGAGAACGAGCAGUUAGACUCCGGGGGCGAGCCUCCAAUCGAAAUUGCGCAGAUCGUGGCGCCCAAUAUUCCCAAGAGAGAAGCAGCAAAGAACGUCGACCCUAGACUACCACAGGACGACGGCAAACUACAUAUUCUAUUUGGAGCAACGGGUUCGUUGUCCGUGUUGAAAAUCAAGUCUAUGAUCAAAAAGCUAGAGGAGAUAUAUGGUAGAGACAGAGUCUCCAUCCAAGUAAUAUUAACCCAUGCGGCUGCCCAAUUCUUCGCCAACAGAACGUUGAGCAAAAAGAAGGGUUCGCUGUCGGGACAUCCACAUAGCUAUGCUGCUGCUGCUGCGGGCGUUGCCUCGACACCAUCUCCAGCAGCAGGAGCAGCAGGAACAUCAGGAGCAGGAACUGGAGCUGGAGACGGAGUGGGGCCAACCUCGGGCCAACUUCUAUCACAGCCUCUGGGACAAACAUCAUCGAACCCAGCAACAUCGUCCCCGCUAUCCCACGACGCACACCUCACAUCAAACGACACACUCGCAGGCCAGGACGCCAAGGCCGCCACCGAUGGAAACGCCAUCUCCACUGCCGCCAAGAUCGAGCUCCCUUCGCACAUCCAGGUCUGGACCGACCAAGACGAGUGGGACGCAUGGAAACAGAGAACAGACCCAGUGCUCCACAUCGAACUUCGCCGCUGGGCCGACAUCCUAGUCGUGGCCCCUCUCACGGCCAACACCCUUUCCAAGAUCGCAUUGGGUCUCUGCGACAACUUGUUAACCAGCGUCAUCAGAGCCUGGAACCCACUGUUCCCCAUUUUCCUAGCACCUUCAAUGGUCAGCAACAGUUUCAACUCCUCCAUUACCAAGAGACAUCUAAACAUGAUCAAGGAGGAGAUGCCGUGGAUCACCGUCUUCAAGCCCUCAGAGAAGGUCGUCGGAAUAUACGGUGACAUAGGGCUCGGAGGUAUGAUGGACGGUAACGAAAUCGUUGACAAAGUGGUUAUGAAACUAGGCGGAUAUCCUGAAGAUGAAAACCAAGAAGAAGAGGGCGAGGACGAAGACGAAGACGAGGACGAGGAAGACGACGAGGAUCCCUCCGACAAAAAGAACAAUGAAGAGGACGACGACGACGAUGAUGAUGAUGACGAUGAUGAUGACGAUGAUGACGAUGACGAUGAUGACGAUGACGAUGACGAUUUAAUCGACAUCGACGACGUCAAGAGUCUACAUGAAACGGGCCCAUCAGCAUCGGCAUAA